Molecule: messenger RNA, 564 nt
Organism: Gloeophyllum trabeum ATCC 11539
Lineage: Eukaryota; Fungi; Basidiomycota; Agaricomycetes; Gloeophyllales; Gloeophyllaceae
Exons: 2
Coding region: 1-564 (187 amino acids)
Cellular component (GO): mitochondrion
Source: RefSeq, a predicted model, not a curated record
AUGAAGCUGGCCGAGGGUUCCUAUAAUAAAGUAUUCCUUCUGUCUCUCGACAAUUCCAAGGAGGUCAUUGCGCGUAUCAGGACGCCACAUGCAGGCCCGCUGCAUUUUGUUACCGCUAGCGAAGUCGCGACGAUGGACUUCGUGCGUAAUCGCCUGGGUGUUCCCGCACCAGCCGUUUUCGCCUGGUCGUCCCGAAGCGAUCAAACUCCUGUGGAACCAGAAUACAUAAUCAUGGAAAAGGCUCCCGGUGUAGAGGCUUCUGCUGUGUGGCCAAAACUGUCUGAGAGCCAGCAGCAGCAAAUGGUUAUGAAGUGGGCAAUACUGGAGAAGUCCCUCAUGGCCCCUAUAUCUGGGGGAUACGGUAGUCUCUAUCGCAGGGCGUCCUUAAAGCACUCUCAAGGUCAAGGUCUUUCCGUUGGAGGCAAGCGUGACGCCGACUUUGUCGAGGGUCCUCGCGUCUCCAGGAACUUCUGGUCCAUCGAUCGAUCGAGCACGGAUGUAGACCACGGACCUUGGGAUAACCCGUUAUCCUAUGUUCUUGCCAUAGCGACCUGUGAGCGAUAG